This is a messenger RNA of Salvia splendens (bonfire salvia), 934 nucleotides long. Its product is annotated as prostatic spermine-binding protein-like. The coding region runs from base 266 to 742 and encodes 158 amino acids. The record is from RefSeq and is a predicted model, not a curated record. Lineage: Eukaryota; Viridiplantae; Streptophyta; Magnoliopsida; Lamiales; Lamiaceae. The transcript is spliced from 4 exons.
AUUAGGGUUUUUGUGCUUAGCGCAGAUGUUUAUCGGCUUUCUAUCUCAAGCUCAAGCUAAAGCAAGGCUGCUAUCACCAUGGUCGUCGGAUAUAUUUCUCUCAUAUCUAACCAUACAACGACGGCACGCACUCUUUACCUUAUUAUCUCCGAUUGCUAAAUUUUUGUUUGAUAUGACGCGGAAAGAAUAAGAGGAUUUCAAAGGGAAAGAAUGGAGGCAAGGCGAAGAGGCUAACAGAGAGUGAAAGCAGAUACGAAUUGACGUUAUGGAUGUGGAAAAAAUCUCUUCUGCUAAUGCUGCUCUGCACAAAAUGACGUGCUGUUCCAUUCUUGGCCUCCUUUUGCUUCUUAUAAUGAGUGGGACCCUGCUCGCUGAUACAGACGUUGUACCAUCCCUGACGAAUACAAGAUUCCCAUUCGGUGAUCUUAAAAAAGACACAGAGACGGAGGAGAACAAAGAUGCUGGUGAGAGUGACGACGAUGAUGAAGACGACGAAGCCAGUGAUGAUGAUGACAGUGAUGAGGAUGACGACGAUUACUCUGGAGAUGGGGGUGAUGACGAUGAUGUAGACUCUGAUGAUGAGGUUGAGCCCAAUGGUAAUGCAGGGAGUGAUGAUGAAGAUGAUAGCGAUGACGAUGAAGAUGAUGAUGGAGGCGAAAGCGAUGAUGAUGGAGAUGACGAUGAUGACAGUGAUGAUGAUGAAGAAGAUGACGAGAAACGGCCAUCAAAGAAGAAGAAGUGAGAUGUUAGGUUUCUGUUCUGUUUUCAGCUAUAGCAAGUAGCAUUUUUAAAUGGUACUCUGUUUUGGUCAUAUUGACUGAAAUUAUGUUGUUUGGUUUAUUUUAGACAUUACACCAUUUCAUUGGAGAGUGAAUUGAAACAUGUUACUGGCCAUGACAUGUUACUAUCUAUGAAUUAAAUUAUCAUUUUUUCA